UUUUGUAAUGUUGCUAACCCUGUCUAUAGAUUUUUGCUAACAUUGGCAACUUUAUGAGGAACACAUGUAAUUUGUAAACAUUUUGUUGUUUGUGUACAUUUCAAUUUAGUUUUACGAAAGAUGGAAUCAUUUGCUACACAUCCGGAAUUUUGCCCAUCUUGUGGUACCAUAUUUCCUCACUUAGAUAAAAAAAAUGACAUCACUUGUUAUAAUUGUAAAAAAGUAUUUCCAGCUGAAAUAUUAGGAGAUCAAACUGUUGAGUACACCUUACAUUUUAAUUAUUAUGAUCCUGAAAUGUUGAGUAGAAAGAAAAAACAAAAAGAAGAAGAUGAACCUGAAGGUCCGAUUGUAGAGAGGAAGUGCUCUAAAUGUGGCUGUGAAACAAUGACCUACGCUACUCUUCAGCUGAGAUCAGCCGAUGAAGGACAAACAGUAUUUUAUACGUGUACAAAAUGCAAGUCCAAAGAAGUGGAAAACUCAUAAAACUCAUGGGUACUACUACUUAUAUAAAUGGCAAUACUGUUUUAACUGAGCACAAAAUAAUUGUGCUGCAACGUUAUUAGCCCCCAGCUGUUUAGUUAAUUCGAUUUUAAUUUCGCUCAGGUUUUUAAGGAAGCUUUGGUCUUAUUACAAUUUUUAUUAUUACGAAUAAAGUUGGAAAGCAAUUACUGGAAGCGUGCAUCUUUCAUGGCAUCAUAAAACUCGAAAUUUUCCAUUAUAUAUUAAAAGAUCUCUGUAAAGCAAUUAAAACUAACUAAAGAAAGUCGAAAAAGUAUGAAUUCAUUGAUAAUUGAGAUUAACUGCAGGUUUUACGAUGUUACAAUCCAAUCUAGCUUGCAAAUGUCGGCCCCAAUGCUCU
Glossina fuscipes is the source of this 859-nucleotide messenger RNA. RefSeq names its product DNA-directed RNA polymerase I subunit RPA12 (gene RpI12). Gene Ontology annotation, molecular function: zinc ion binding; DNA-directed RNA polymerase activity; nucleic acid binding. Gene Ontology annotation, cellular component: RNA polymerase I complex. Gene Ontology annotation, biological process: termination of RNA polymerase I transcription; DNA-templated transcription. Lineage: Eukaryota; Metazoa; Arthropoda; Insecta; Diptera; Glossinidae. Bases 121 to 483 code for a protein of 120 amino acids. The transcript is spliced from 3 exons. The record is from RefSeq and is a predicted model, not a curated record.